This is a messenger RNA of Meloidogyne enterolobii, 364 nucleotides long. The record is from the annotation of a GenBank genome assembly. Lineage: Eukaryota; Metazoa; Nematoda; Chromadorea; Rhabditida; Meloidogynidae.
UUUAUUUUUAAAGAACGCAAUGCAAAUGGCACAGGCUAUGGGACGUGGAGGUAUUGGAGGUGGAGUAGAAAUACGUUUUGAUGAACGUGAAAACGAAGUAAAAAUGGUUCGAAUUUCCGAAAGCGAAAAACACAGAGGGGAGAAACACCACAACAAAAAUGAUGACGAUUCCGCCUCAAACGAGAAUAGUGGUUAUGGAAAAUUUGAUCGUUAUGGGCACCAUGGAGGCUAUGCUGGGGGAAGAUUCAUGGGAAGAGGAGGACGUUCAUUUGGAAGUGGAAUUGGGGGAAGAGGAGGAUUUAUUGGAGGAAUGGGAAGAGGAAGAUUUGGAGGGAGUAGAGGAGCAUAUAGAGGAACAAUGUGA